GGCAGUGCGCAGGCAACAGCUGAAAUGAACAGAGAGCGGUGUAGUGUGUGUAUGCCUCUGGAUCUAAUAUCACCUACCUGUCCUUGUCACUCUGAUAGUCAGCCGAGGUAGCCGCUGUUUACCACCGAUGCUAGUAUGGCAGCACUCAAUGGCCUCUUUUAAAGCAUUUUGCAGUUUAAACAGACAGAGGGCUUCAACUCAGCCGCAUCAGGAACUCAUCUGCUGUGCGCUUUUUGGAGAACUGAAUACAUUCCGCAGACGGACUUUCCGCUUAUCAUCGCUGCACUAAAGGGACUUACUCUGCUUUUGACAGCCAGUUUUUGCGAUCUUCUACCGAUGAACUCUAUGAGGGAUCCAUUAAACAUAGACCACCACCACCUAACAGGGAAUAAACUUGCCUCCGCGCACCACACGGCUCUGGCGAUGGCCUCCACUUUACAGCCGCUGCAGCGGUCUGUGGACUCGAAACACCGGUUAGAGGUGCACACGGUGUCGGACACAUCCAGUCCGGAGUCAGUCGAAAAAGAAAAGAACCAAAAUAAAAACGACGACUCGUCAGACGACCCCUCCAAAAAGAAGCGGCAGCGGCGGCAGAGGACUCACUUCACCAGCCAGCAGCUGCAGGAACUGGAGGCCACUUUCCAGCGGAAUCGCUAUCCGGACAUGAGCACGAGGGAGGAGAUAGCCGUGUGGACCAACCUCACAGAGGCCCGGGUCAGGGUUUGGUUCAAGAACCGGCGAGCCAAGUGGAGGAAACGGGAAAGAAAUCAACAAGCCGAGCUCUGCAAAAACGGCUUCGGCCCGCAGUUCAACGGACUCAUGCAGCCCUACGACGACAUGUACCCCAGCUAUACGUACAACAACUGGGCCGCCAAGGGCCUGACGUCGGCCUCUUUAUCCACCAAAAGCUUCCCCUUCUUCAACUCCAUGAACGUCAACCCCCUGUCUUCGCAGACCAUGUUCUCGCCGCCCAACUCUAUAUCCUCCAUGACUUCCAGCAUGGUGCCGUCGGCGGUCACCGGCGUGCCGGGCUCCAGCCUCAACAGCCUCAAUAACUUGAACAACCUCAGUAACCCGUCUCUCAACUCCGGGGUGCCCUCCUCGGCGUGUCCCUACGCGCCGCCGACCCCUCCUUAUGUGUACAGGGACACUUGUAACUCCAGCCUGGCCAGCCUGAGACUGAAAGCCAAGCAGCACUCGAGUUUUGGAUACGCCAGUGUGCAGAAUCCGGCCACUAAUCUGAGCGCUUGCCAAUACGCCGUGGACAGACCAGUCUAAUACCUAUCUGCACUGCAAAAAAUAACCACCUUAGCAAGUCAUUAUAGGCUGGUAGUGACGCGUAAAGUGGGAGAGAGGAAAUCUGGCGCUGAGAUAAUUGUACUUUUCCGUGUGUUUUGGGAAUUUUCUUGAUCAUAUGGCAUUUUCUUGGACUUUUUAAGACACUAUUCAGACUUUUUCCUCGAGAUAUUGCCACAUGUUUUUUGAAAAUCCCCCAAACAUCUCAAAGACACAAGUGAGAUUAUUCAUCCAUUUAUUUUAGGGGAGAUUAAACAUGAUUCUGAGGGUGAUUACAAGACCAAGUGAUUUGCUAUGGUGGUCAUUUUUUGCAGUGUGUGGGUAAUCACAAACAGCCGGCCACAGGAACAAGAGACUACUACAACUACUUUUUCAUUUUUUCAAAAAAGGGCACUAGAAGACUGAACCACUGAAACAAGCUCAACUCCAGGUCGGAGUCAAAAACUGAAAACGGGAGAUUUUAGGUUUUAUUCCCCCUUUUGAUGAGUCCAGGCCUGCUCCACACUGCGCCACAGUAAAACAAAAGAAAAGGCCUGUUUUAUUUUUCAUAGCUCGUCAUGAGGGUUUUUUUUCUGGUGGAUUUUUUUUGGACGUUAAUUGUUGACUGAAAAAAGGUUGUAUAUAUUUGAAUUAUCAUCUCCUGUUUUGUCGAGGCGAAUGCGCUAUAACCCUCCAGUCCUCUCCAGGUUCAAUUUAUCAACGCAUGUGGAAAAAGAGAAAAAAAAAGAAAAACCCUAAAAAGGAAUCAUGUUUUGCUUGCAAACAAAAGGGAAUGUACAUACUAAAAAAACGCACCAGUUGUGUGUUUCUAACAUAUUAUAAAUUUAUUAUUAAUGUCUGUGUGAAUAUCGAUUUAGAAUAGCAAUUCUGGAUUUAAAAAAAGAAAAGCAUCAAAAAUGUUCCUGCGACAAAUUAUUUGGUUUUUGCUCUGUGUAUACUAUUUGGUACGGAAUUAUGUUUUUUUUUUUCAACAUCCAAAAAAACUAUUGUGUUUUAUUUAAUGGAAGUAAAUAUAUUGUUCAAAAACAUUCUGAUUUUUAUUGAAUCUUUGUGUUAGUUAGUCUGUUAGUGGAGUGUAAAGCAAUGACAGUGUGUCUAUAGCCUUUCGAUUAUGUGAGGUGCUUGUGCGGCUAAUCUAUAGAGGAAAACAAUGGGCCCGCUCCAAUACACAUAGCGAGCGAGAUGCUCCGUCAGAUUAACUGCUGAAUACAUGUCUGCCUGCUCAGCCAAGAGCCUCGGCUGGUCCACUGGUGCUUGAAAUAACACGGGAAUCAACAAACAGGAGUUGGACCACACAACAGUGACAACAGUCCAUUAGGGUUUGUUUUUUCUCCCUGUGUUUGAACUCAGAGGAGAUUGUGAAGAGGAUUAUUAGACAAAAACAUCUUCAUUUGAUCCCAUUAUUGCUUUAAUAAGGAUUUUUAUGAAAUCGAAAUGAUCUAAAUUCAUAUUUUAAGCUCCAUAAAAUGUAAUUGUUAAAUCUAAAUUAUCCAUUUUUUGUCCAGAGUUUAUCUUCAUAUUUUUAAUGCCACUCUUGUUCCCUAUAUGCUCCAGAAAUCUGCAUUAUCUCCAUGCAGCCUAUCUGACUUAUACGUGCAUCUGUUUGCUUUUGCCCUGUGGUUUUCUUUUGUAUCUUGGCACUUUUUAAGUCAUGCUCCAUAGCGCGCAAAUGCGCCAAAGCAAAACAAAGCUACGGUCUGGGGGAAACUAUGAUUCACAAGCUUGAGCAAACAAGCGCGCACACACACACCGAGAGAGAGACAGAUACGGAGGUAUGUGGGCCGAAGCUGAGUGGAGGAGGCGGGGGGACAAGUGGAGCUCUGUGGCUGCAGGCAGAGCGCAGGCACCGGGGAGGAAACACUGCAACAGUCCUGGCAGGAAAUAAAAGAAGCGAGUAAAUAGUCUGGGUGUACUGUGCGCUGCCAUGCGAUCAUUUU
Messenger RNA from Epinephelus lanceolatus (giant grouper), 3233 nucleotides. It is a transcript of the gene pitx2, whose product is annotated as paired-like homeodomain 2. Gene Ontology annotation, biological process: regulation of transcription by RNA polymerase II; anatomical structure morphogenesis. Gene Ontology annotation, cellular component: nucleus. Lineage: Eukaryota; Metazoa; Chordata; Actinopteri; Perciformes; Serranidae. The record is from RefSeq and is a predicted model, not a curated record. Gene Ontology annotation, molecular function: RNA polymerase II cis-regulatory region sequence-specific DNA binding; DNA-binding transcription factor activity, RNA polymerase II-specific.